AUGUUUUUCCAAUUGAUGAAUCAUUUUUAAUUAAUUCUUUCUCUUGAUUAACUUUGGAUUUUGGUGUGUUUUCUAUAAUUAAUUUGAUUGUUAAAGUGUUACUUUGAAAGUGUUACAUCAAUUGUUCCAUGAAUUAUUCUAAAUUAAUGUGAUUCUUCAAUGGAUAUGAUUACCUUUUAUUUUCUUGUUGUUACCCUAUUCCAAUCAGAUCUUUUGUUGACCAAUUGUAUCUGUCAAUUUCCAUCCCAUUGGUCUGGAAUUUGGUUUCAGAAAGGAGUUCAUGAUAGGAUAAGAAUUACUUCUAAUUCUAUUUCUGAUAAGGGUAAUUGUACUGAAAAUGAUAAAGCAAAAUUUCUUAUUUACAAUAAAUCGGAAAAUUGUGCCCGAUGUAUGGUAAUUUAUGAGAAACAUCAUAAUGUGUUACAGUACAAAGAGACUCUCUGUUCAACUGUUCCUCGCAAGUUAAAUGAUCUUUGCGAUGAAAUAAAUGGAGAUGCACCGCUUUUCUCUUUAUUUCGACUUGAUACUCCACCAGUUCCCUGUCCUUUUAGUGGUUAUUUUAAAUUCUCCUACAACCGUGGACGAGGAGAAUGUGGUGAUCCACCAUCAACAAUUGACUCGUGUACAGAUGAGAAUCAUCUUUUGUUCCGCUUCCAAGCUUGUACCGACGUUCAAGGAUCUGAGAGUAAAGUUGUUACACUUGAAUGUUAUGCUACUUGGAAAGGAGGGUCUGUAAAAUAUCUUGUAGGCAAAUUUCUUCAUCCAUCUGCAAAAGAUGAAGAUGAUCGUUUCCAUUGUUUCGUAUUUGAACAAAGGCCCGAUAAUACAUAUCAUUUAGCUCAGUCAGCUGACGCUUCCUGUGAUGGUUUGGAACAAACUCUGGAAGGCUCAGCUACAAUGAAAUUAGCUCGAACCGAAAGAUUAGAAAACCAAUGCUCAUUUCCGGAUUUAGCAAUUACAGGUCGCUAUUGGCAAACUCUGGAUGGAUCUCAUGUUUAUGAUUUUGGUCAUGAAAACUCAUUCAGUGUCUAUUCUAAGCAGGAAGGAACUUUGCUCAGAUUUGUUAAUUGUACUCAACAUGAUCCUACUUCUGAUGCCUUCGUGGUCUAUUCCACCGCUAAAUGCGAUAUUGGCUAUGUUUGUAUGAAGAUAGUCAAACGAAGUGAUAAUAUAAUUGAAAUACUUCAAGGAGACUUGGUUAAAUCCAUUGGAGAUGCUUGUCUCAACUUUAAUAAAUAUGAAUACAUCACAUUAACAGGAUUAAGACCCACCGAAGGUGAUGAAUCAUUUACUCAAUGUCCUCUCGACGGAAUUUACAAUGUCAAUGUUCAAGGUAAUGAGGCAUCGUUAAGAUCUGCGACCGGAUUCCCGUUAAUUACCAUUUGCUUUGGUCGAUCAAUCCUUUUCUCUCAAUGUAUUGUACCUAAUCGAAUGCGUUUUGAACUAUCAUGUGGAUCAACUGAGCCCACUUUCAAAUAUUUCCAAUGUAAUGGCCUUUGGCACGAAAAUGGAACUAAUUAUUUAUUACUUUAUUCGGCGGACGAUGAUAUUCAAUAUUGUUUAAACUACAAGGAGACAGAAUCUCGUAUUAUAAAGGCAACGUUUAGUAAUACAAACUGUCGUCCAAGUAGAAAAGCUCAACAAUUAAGCAAUUCUUAUAGUAUUAAUGAUUAUGAUUACCACAAAAGUGGUCCCUCUAACAACCAUGAGCUCUCAAGAAAUCAUCACCAUAGCGAAUCCAUUCAUUUUGAUCUGUCAAGUAAAGGAUUAUGCUAUGCAACAGCACAUGGCUCAAGUAAUUUUCAUAUCAACCAAUUAAUGCUCAGCCUUCCUAUCGGAGUAUUGUUAAUAAGAUUCACUCAAAUUUUGUAAUUUACUAUUUUAUCAACUGAAUAAUCCAAAUGAACACUUUGGAAAAGAGAUGGAGGAGUAAUCAAAGGAUAUUGUGUUCUCAAGGCUUACAUUUGUACUGUUCCUGUUAAUCAGUGAACAUUGGCCAACUCUCAAAGAAAAAAAAAUCGUAAAUCAUCAAGUUACUUUUAACUUUUACCUAAGGUAAUAUUACCUUUAGAAACUACAUCUUAAUGUGAAAAGGAUUACUUGAUUUACUGAUUAAUUUUCACCAUCCUGGUUGAUUACAACUUCCUCAUCUAAUUACCUGACCACUCGAUCUAAUAAUAAGCAAUAAGUCAUUAUCUUAAUUUGUUGAUAAAGAUAAUUUGACUGUAAAGGAUAAACACACAAAAGGCUGUGAAAGGAAACAAUUGUAAUUACUCAAACUGCGUAAUUACCACAAGAUUCGUGUUCCCACCAAAUCGGAUAGUCUGGACAAUACUACCAAUUGAAACUCAAUCGAAAGGUUUUCCAAAACCUUGUCGAUUAAGACAACUAGUCAUCUGCUAUCAAGAAGCGACAACAAAAGAGUGGCCUUUAAGUGUCUCUAUCUGUCUUUAUUGAUAUUCCAAUUUUAUUCCUCAAAAAGGUUUUUCUUUUUUUUAACCUUGUUUUUACGGCAACUAUCAAGUUAAAUGUUUUCUCUCUCAUCAUCAUCAAUAACUUUCUCAAUUCUCAUCAUUUUUGAUGUGUCAAUUUCUCACCGAUUCCCUGCGACAAAAAUUCACUCUCAAUUGUACAAUCAAAGGCGUUAUAUUUUUAAACCAAUUUUCCAAUUCACUUUGGAAUCUCAAAGCACAACAGUUGAAGACAAUUCUCGCUCUCAACAUUUUGAUCUGUUUGAUUAACAUCCGUUUUCUUGAUCAAUUUGGUUGUUACAAUUUCAACUGAUCAAGCUGAUCUGUGUUAUUUAUUACAUGAACAAGUUCAACUUUAAUGAUCGUGUCAUAAAAACUAAAACGCCAACACUUAGACUCUCAAAUCCAAAAUCCAACUGAAUGGCCACAACGUUGAUUAUUAGUAAACAAUGUAAAAUUUUGUACAGUUACAAUCAACGUAUAAACCUGAUCAAUACAAAAAUAAUAAAUUAUCAAAAUAUUGAUACUGAUCCAUUAAGAUAAAUUGUUUCAUUUUUCGUGUAACCAAA
Molecule: messenger RNA, 3040 nt
Organism: Panonychus citri (citrus red mite)
Lineage: Eukaryota; Metazoa; Arthropoda; Arachnida; Trombidiformes; Tetranychidae
Exons: 6
Coding region: 160-1872 (570 amino acids)
Source: RefSeq, a predicted model, not a curated record